Messenger RNA from Meloidogyne enterolobii, 576 nucleotides. NCBI's taxonomy places the organism in Eukaryota, Metazoa, Nematoda, Chromadorea, Rhabditida, Meloidogynidae. The record is from the annotation of a GenBank genome assembly.
AUGUCUCCUCGAUUAAUUAAUUUAUUGAAAAUUUUUUUCUUUUUAUUUUUAUUAAUUGAAGUAGCUGCUUUAACUAAUUUAACAACAAAAAGAAGAAAAGGGGGAUAUGAGGCUUUGUGGAAUUUAAAUAAAAUGGCUGAAUGUAAAUUGGGGUAUAGUGCUUUGGCUUAUAAUGAUUAUGGUUGUUGGUGUGGAGUUGGGGGAGUUGGAGAACCUAUGGAUAAAAUUGAUAGUUGUUGUAUGGCACACGAUAAAUGUUAUGAUUUGGCUGUAGAUAAAGGAAUUUGUUUUGAUGUAGAAUUUGAAUAUAUCGAUGAUUAUGGCUGGGAAUGUAAAAAUAAAGUAAUUAAUUGUCCAAAAACUUUAAAUGGAUGCAAAGAAGCUUUGUGUCAUUGCGACAAGCAAGUAGUCGAUUGCUGGUCUAAAUACCCAAAACCUUCAAUUAAAACAAAAUGUACGCACGGAAAAAGAAUUUUUAGUAAUAUUUUGGGAAUUGUUUUUGAUUCUUUAAAGAUUUUUAUUAAUUUUGUUUCUUCUUUGCCAAAUUUGGUUGCCGGGCUUUUUCAUCGAAAUUAA